This is a messenger RNA of Alternaria triticimaculans, 816 nucleotides long. RefSeq lists its product as uncharacterized. Lineage: Eukaryota; Fungi; Ascomycota; Dothideomycetes; Pleosporales; Pleosporaceae. The record is from RefSeq and is a predicted model, not a curated record. The coding region runs from base 1 to 816 and encodes 271 amino acids. The transcript is spliced from 3 exons.
AUGGAGGGCCAAACGCAAGAUUCGGAAGCCACGCCGCAUCUCCCACGUCACCCACGUCAGUAUCAGGCUGAGGUACGCGAAGCUUCCAUUGAUGAGCUUGCGCACGAUGAUUUGUACGGGGGCGGAAACCAGCCCCGACACGCAACCUUGAGUCCUGAAGGUGAAGAGGCCAAGGACGCGAAAAACUCGCAAUGGAUAGCCGACUACAUCACCGAGGAGCCCAUCGAUUUUGCUCAAGAGCUUGAAUCGACCAGCGCGGGGCAUCAGCAACCCACUACCAUGCGCAACGAUAGUCGUUCAUGGAGGCAUUCCCGGCGGCCAAAUGAACUGGCGCUCAGAUUUGAGCUCCCGCGCCCGGUCUCAACCCCUGAAGAAUCAGAAAGCAGUAUCAUCACCGAAGACUUUAGUGAGAGCGAGAGAUCGAGCAGCGAAGAGGAUACGCCUCCGAGAGAUCCCCCACUUUUGCAGCCCAACCGCUAUGCGAUACAUCCAGUGGACAUCGAGGGCAACAGGCUCUCAUUUCAGGUGCAGACCAAGCCUUCGAGCAGCAGCAUCGCUCCGAGUGAAGAAUCUGACAAACCCGAAAACAAGGAGGGGCUGGGAGCAGAGAAGAAGGAACCGGGAGACAAGAAUCUGGAGAUACGGAGAAUCAUCAGAGCAAUGGCGAUCGAGUCUGACGCCCAGGACAUGCUUGAAAUCCACACCCUACCAAGUCUGGCGAGCCCUCGAUUACGAACAAGCAUAACAACAACAUGGUAUCACCUCAAUGGCCCUUACCCGCGAGGUCUUGUUGAAACUGCGAGGCGAAAGGAUUAA